This is a messenger RNA of Chilo suppressalis (striped riceborer), 3280 nucleotides long. The record is from the annotation of a GenBank genome assembly. NCBI's taxonomy places the organism in Eukaryota, Metazoa, Arthropoda, Insecta, Lepidoptera, Crambidae.
GAAACACAUCAGACAGAUCAGAAUUAGAAUAGAACCCAUUUGUUUUGCUCGCAUGUAUACAUAAUAUCUCCAUUAGUUUGUGCCACAAACUUGUAAAACCUCUGAAUAAGGAUCAUCGGAAUAAGAUUCUUAUUCAGAGUAAAACGUAGUGGUUAAAUCUUCUUUGCACCAACUUUACAGUGAUGCUAUAGUUUGUGGCUCGCAUGAUCGCAUACAUUUUAAUCAAAGAAAUGUGUUUUUCUAUUACUUAUAUAUUUAGACCUAUAAAAAUGGAAAAUGAAUGAAAACAACGACAUUAAUAAUUUUAUUCCUUCACUAUUAAAUCCAAGAUCUGUAAAGAAAGAUAAAACGGGUCUAUCGCUAACACAGAAUUCUGUUACCAGCCGCUGUUCUUUAUCAUUGAGGAAAAAUAAUGGCUUAAACAAGAUUAAUACAUCACAGAAGCUCCACACUGUCGACAAAGAAAAUUCCCAAAAUGUUAAUAACUUAACCAAAAUUAAUUUAAAAACAAAGCUUCCGAAAAAUUGUCUGACAAAUACAGAAAUCACGGAUAUCGGAAGCGUAAAUUUCUCAGCAAUUGAAGAUCUGGAUACAGUGAAGAUCAGUCAGGAUUUUAGUCCAUUAAGUUGCUUAGAACAUAGGCAACCAAUUGUAGAUGAUAAGUCCAAAAAUAUUAACGAAUCUCUAAUAUCAAUUUCAUCAGCAACAGAUCUAAUUGAUGAUGGCAAUGAUGAAACAGUUGUUUAUGAUUAUCAUGAUGAUAUGCCGAAAGUAUCAGUAUCAUUUGGAGUAAAACAUUCCAAAGCAGUCGAUGUUAGUACCAACAAAAGUUGUCUUAAGCGAAUAUAUUUCUCGACUGUUAAUGGAUACACAUCAGUAGAUUGCGAUAUUAUAGAGUGCUCCCAAAUUUCUUCGGAUAGUAAUCUCGAUGAAAAUAUGAAUGAAACUGUUUUGCUCAGUCCACGUGAAAAGGCGGCAGUAGCUGUCAACUUAGAAAUCAAAAGAAAGAAGGUGUCAAACUACUCUAUGGAAAACUCAAAAGUUCUAAUUUUGAACACUAAUGCUAUUGAGAAUCUCACCCAUGUCAUCGUUCAGCCACCAAAUUAUAAAUUAGUGAAACGCCAAAUAUUGAAUAAACGUAAAAUUAAUAGCGGUGUUAAAAAGAAAUCUAUUAAAUCUCCACUCAAGAAUGGGCAAAGUGGUGACAAAUUGAAACAAAGAUACAUAGAGGAAUAUUUUUCUGGUAAAACCAAUGUUUGCAAUUUGAAGCUAACUGACGUUAGAGUAGUCGAUGAGAGUGGUGAUAACAUUGUAACUCGUGAUGUAGACCAGGAAAUGAGCAAGACUUUGGGUGUCGCAGACGCCGUGAAAUGCGAUCGUAUUGGUAAAGGGUCUUGUAAAAUUCGGCGUGAUAAUGAAUCUCCAAGGCCUUGCAAGCCUGCUUCUAGGCGAAGUUGUGAGUCUCCUAGGCACCAGGACAUCAAAACCUCAUGCUCUGACACACCUCAUUUACUUUCACCAAAGCAGAAAAAUGAAAGUUUAAGGUCGCAUUCGCCCAGAAAAAAUGUGGACUCCAUACAGUUUAGUUUAUCUUCUAAAACCAAAUCGAUAAAAAGCUCUAAUACGCCCAGAAGUAUUCCACACCAUAAAAUUGUAGCAGGAACACAUUUUGCCGUGGACGCUUUUUCCUACGGAGACAUACCUAACGUUAAACAUUAUUUCUUGACCCACUUUCAUUCGGAUCACUAUUCAGGGUUGAAGAAAGGAUUCAAUAAAUUAUUGUACUGUUCUAAAAUCACCGCUGAACUCUGCAUGUCCCGGUUAGGAGUUAACGCAAAAUACAUUCAUAUUAUAAACCCCGAUGAGUCCAUGCGUGUAGAAGGCGUGGAGGUGAUGGCUGUGGACGCCAACCACUGUCCUGGCGCAUUGAUGUUGGUAUUCACAUUGCCUAACGGGAAAACAUUACUCCACACUGGAGAUUUUAGAGCCACACCUGCCAUGGAGUCGUAUCCUAUAUUUUGGAAUAGGGACAUUCACACUGUUUAUCUAGAUACUACGUACUGUAAUCCGCACUACGACUUCCCUACACAGGACCAAAGUUUGGAAAUGGCUUUGUAUCUACUGCGACAAAAGAAGACGGCAUUGGAACAGAACGGGAAAAAGUUCUCGUCUGUUUUGAUUGUAUGCGGGACUUAUACUAUUGGCAAGGAGAAAUUCUUCUUGGGCAUGGCUCGGCGUGUGGGUUGUUCCGUAUGGGCUUGCCCAGAGAAGGACAGAGUACUGCAAGCUGUAGAAGGACACAGUUUCAGCCACGCCUCGCCACAAUCCUGUCAGCUGCACGUGGUGCCGAUGCGAGAUCUGACGCACGAGGUUAGAAAGAUAUUAUAUAAGUUUGUUUAUAGAAAGAAGGACAGAGUAGUGCAAGCUGUAGAAGGACACAGUUUCAGCCACGCCUCGCCUCAAUCCUGUCAACUGCACGUGGUGCCGAUGCGAGAUCUGACGCACGAGAAACUGCGCCGCUAUUUGGACAGUCUACAAGGAGCUUUCCACGAGAUAGUCGCGUUCAAGCCAAGCGGAUGGGAGAACGGAAAGAAUUCUUCAGUCGAGAAGGACAUGGUCACUAUUCAUGGUAUACCAUAUAGUGAGCACUCCAGCUUCUCCGAGCUGAUAAGAUUCGUGAAAUUCCUGAAGCCAAAGCAAGUUGUGCCCACUGUCGAUAUCUCUGGAGGAAUCAAAGCUGUUCAGAAAUACUUUCCUUGCCCGCUGGUAUAUAAAGAGGACAUACAAUGCCAAAGCAAACUGACUGAAUUCUUCAGUAUACAACAUCGACAACAAGUACCUGCUGUGACUUGAACAUUUAGAUCUACGCCAUAUCGAAUAUUUGAUAAGCUGCUAUUAUUUGCGUAACUGUGAUGUAAUUUCUGAUGUUAUUUUUAGAAUAUUGUAUUUUUUUAAACUGUUGAUAUGUAAUAAAAAAAUGUUAAACAUCGGUUGCCUAUAUCAUUUAAAUAUGUAAGUUUUUCCGUCACACAAUCAGGCGAGAUAAUUGAGUGGAAUUGAUAGGUACGUAGGUACUAUAAUUUUAGUGAGUGCUUUAGUGUGGAAAUAUUAAUUUCAAUUCUUUACAUCGAUUGCUUUUACGCUGAUCUUUAUCAAUGCAAUGAAAUCGAAAAAGUUACCCUUGUAGCUGACUUGAUUUAAUUAUAGUUUAUCCUUAAUCAAGAGAUUAAAAAGGAAGAUAAAUAAAAUACUCGGAUACACGUUAACUUGUUUAAUACUU